Messenger RNA from Gymnogyps californianus (California condor), 2754 nucleotides. RefSeq names its product zinc finger DHHC-type palmitoyltransferase 15 (gene ZDHHC15). The transcript is spliced from 13 exons. The coding region runs from base 156 to 1088 and encodes 310 amino acids. Gene Ontology annotation, molecular function: protein-cysteine S-palmitoyltransferase activity. Gene Ontology annotation, cellular component: Golgi apparatus; endoplasmic reticulum. The record is from RefSeq and is a predicted model, not a curated record. NCBI's taxonomy places the organism in Eukaryota, Metazoa, Chordata, Aves, Accipitriformes, Cathartidae. Gene Ontology annotation, biological process: protein targeting to membrane; synaptic vesicle maturation; peptidyl-L-cysteine S-palmitoylation.
UGACUGCCAUCACUGCUUUACCUUUUGGGACCUUGUGCCGCGCUCCUACAUUAAAAGGUUCAAACCUAGUAAUGAAGACACAAUUUCUGCAGUGAGGAGCUGGAUGUUGACUUCAUAAAACUUACUGAUGGAGAAAGUAGUAACACCUGAGAAAAAUGAGUGCCGAAGAAAAAACUUCUGUGUACUUCAGCUGUGGCUUCUACAAAGUGACUCUGAGCAACCCUGUGGAAAAAGUGGCCUAUCUUAUAAUAUUCCAUAUUCUCUUUGUGCUCUUUGUGUGGACAUAUUGGAAGUCUAUUUUUACUCUCCCGGUGCAGCCAGGCAAAAAGUACCAUAUGUCCUAUGCUGACAAAGAACGCUAUGAAAACGAAGAAAGGCCGGAGGUGCAGAGGCAAAUUCUCGCCGAAAUUGCAAGGAAGUUGCCGGUGUACACAAGAACGGGGAAUGGAGGUAUUCGAUUCUGUGAUAGAUGCCAGCUAAUAAAACCUGAUCGUUGUCACCACUGUUCCGUUUGUGCUAUAUGCGUGCUAAAAAUGGAUCAUCACUGUCCGUGGGUGAAUAACUGCAUUGGAUUUUCUAACUACAAAUUCUUUCUACUGUUCUUAGCCUAUUCUUUGUUGUAUUGCUUGUAUAUUGCUGCAACAGUCUUCAAGUAUUUCAUUAAGUAUUGGACAGGUGAACUGACGAAUGGACGUUCCAAAUUUCACGUCCUUUUCCUUCUCUUUGUGGCGGUCAUGUUCUUCGUAAGCCUUAUGUUUCUGUUUGGCUACCAUUGUUGGCUCGUUAGUAGAAACAGAUCUACUUUAGAGGCUUUCUCAGCUCCAGUGUUUCAAAAUGGCCCAGAUAAAAAUGGAUUCAAUCUUGGCUUUGUAAAGAAUCUUCAGCAAGUGUUUGGAGAAGAAAAAAAGCUCUGGUUACUACCUAUUGCCUCUAGCCAAGGCGAUGGACAUUUUUUCCCAAUGAGAGCUUUGUGUGAAGCUCAGAAUCCUCUCCUAGCAAAUGAAGAGCAGUGGGAAGAUGAUGGAAUAGAUGAAGAGCCUCAUGAUUCUGGUGAAGCUUCAUCCCUUGCCAUAGAAAGGGAGACAUAGCAGUUUGAAAAUGCAGCAGUAUAAAGCUUGUUCAGAAAGCUUCCCUCUCAGGAGUCAACAUCCCUUCUCUUGGCAUGGACUUCAGUUUUGAGGGGCAGAAAACAAGUGGAUCUUCAAGAUGAGAAAACAUCAUGAAGUAUCGUCUGAUUGGAAUCUGCAUUCUAGAGUGCUUCUCCAGAAAUCCUGCUGUCCAGAAGUUUCAAGGCUUUAUAAGUUUAAGUUACGGAGUGAACAGAACAGUUUUAUAGAGUGAUUCUGGCCAAUCUUCUUUGGCCUGCUCUCUUUAUUUUAUAAAUAAUAUAUAUUUUUUAUUCAAAAUAGGUGAAAAUAUUGAUGCGAGUGCAUUUCCAAAGGCCUUUUCAUUUUGCAAACAUCAGGGACUCAAGUUCUUGAAAUUCUUCCAAGCCAUAAUAUUCUUGGGGAUGGUAUUUAUUUUGAGACUGAUUCUCUCCAACCUCCUCUGACAGUGGCAUUUUCUAACAUGUUUAAGGUUCUGUCUGAGUCAGUUCAACUCAGUGAGAGACAGACCCACUUAAAUUUGGCACUAAAUUGAUAGUUGGAUGUGAGUGUGUUGAAAGACAAAGUGCUGAACAUGCGUAUAUACAUGUGCAGCUGUGUAUGAAAAUAAAAUAUUCACAUUGCCAGUAUCAAGAUUCAAGAAUAUUGUGGCCAUAGAUUUUUUUUUUUAACAUUUUUUUUUAGGAGUGUGUAAUUGUCUUAGAGUUUUAGUGCCCUCUAAGCCCAGUCCUACUUGCAGGCACCUAAAUUGCAAAAGAGAACUUUAGACAGUACAGUUUGCAUUAAUUCCUAGGGCUAAAGUAUCAGCUCAUUCCUGGAUCAGUGUUUGAUGGAAAUUUGUGUGUUUAUGGAGUCAGAAGGGAAGACGUAAAUGCGAAACACAGGAGUUGGAAAUGUGCACUGAAAGUUUAGCUCCAACAGUCGUGUUUGGAGUUGACGCUCCACAAAGGUGGUUUUAGUCCCAUCAUGCUGAAGAGACAAUUGAUGUAUUGAAUUUUUUCAGACUUCUUCCUAAGUAAACGUAUCGACUGGUGCUUUAAAGGUUUUUCAGCACUGAGAGGUGAUCCGAUUUUUUCUUCAUUUUGCUCCAUUUGCAGUCAAAGGAACGUAUCACUGUUUUUAUUCUGUGGAAUGGAACUGAGGAUUUGCUGGCAGGAUUAUAUGCAUUUUUCUAGACCUGAGUCUUUUUUUUAUCUGCAUGAUUCAGACCUGGCAACUCCAUCACUCAUGUUUGAAUUAGGUGCAUGCUUAAAGUAUUAGUAUACUGCCUUUAAGAUCAUCUGUUACCAUUUUCUAUCCCAUUUUUGUGUUUGUUUAUCAGCCCGUUUGUGUUGACAGUGACUACAGAAGCAGUUGUGCAUGCCAUGAGAAAUUACCUGAUAAGUAUCUGUUUGGUGACAAAGGCCUUGCCUACAUGCUAAAUCCUUUUUUCCUCUGUUUACUCUGCCGCUGCUACCCGUGGAAACGUGUUCGUGAGACAGAAGAGAGCCUUGCAGAGAUUUUCUGUCCGUAAGAGCAGACGUUUAACUACCUGGUAUAAACCGUGCCCUGCGGACAGAUAUUUUAUACAUCGGGCUCCGUAGUUUGGUGUAGAGCAGGCAGCGACCUCUGCAGAAUGUCUUAUUGCUGAAGUCUAGUUGUUAGGAGU